Acanthoscelides obtectus is the source of this 225-nucleotide messenger RNA. NCBI's taxonomy places the organism in Eukaryota, Metazoa, Arthropoda, Insecta, Coleoptera, Chrysomelidae. The record is from the annotation of a GenBank genome assembly.
AUGUCGGUUUCGAUAACUAGCAGCACGCCUAUGAAGGAAGAGCUGGAACUCAAAAAGCAAUUAAUGGAGGAAAAAGAAAAUAAACGUAAAUUAAAAGUAUCCACUUCAGUAACCAAAAAACCCAAAAACGUAAAAAAUAAACCAAAGAAAAAACCUAACAAAGAGCGGGAUGACGUUAAGACAAAGUCGAAAGAUGCAAGUGGUGAAGAAAGUAAGCAGAAAUAG